AUGGCGGCAGCGGGGACGAGCUUGACGACGACGGGCAUCAACGUGCGCGUCGAGCCCGCGCCCGCCUUCGGUCCCGCAUCGGGGGUCACGGCUGCGGCCUCCGAGCGGGACGUUCUGGACAGAAACAAGGUGAUGGCCCUCGGAGACGUAGGCAUCCGCGGCGUGCGCGACCUCUUCUGGCUGGACGCCGGCGUGCUCCUGAGCACGGGCUACGAGGACCUGCGCGACGAGAGGUACUUUGGCUGGAUCAUCGACCUGCAGGGCGGCGAGGCGAGGGUGGUCGCGCUCCCCAGCAACAACGUGAGCCUGGUCGUGCCCGUGGGACUCGACGGCCGGCCCUCCGUGCGGCGCGCCGACGCGGGCGGCGUGGAGGUGCUGCUGAGCUACCGCAGCGUGGGCACCGAGUCGCCCGGGCUGAGCUGGGCUUGGUACCAUGUGCCCACGGGGGACCUCGUCGACGCUGCGCCGUACGAGGAGCUGCCGAGCUCCCUCUGGCGCGAGGCGGUGGUGUCGAGGCACGGCGAGGUGGACGCCGUGCUGCUGUGGAACGGGACGGUGUGCCGCAGGGCCGCGGGCGGCUGGGUCGACGUCGGCGUCGUCGGGCUCGCCGCCAGCGAGAGCCCCGCGGAGGUCCUGCAGGGCGUGCAGACACUGCUGCCCAGGCGGCACCUCGUGGGCGCCGGGCCGGGCCUGGGCGUCUUCGCCGUGGACGCCCUGGCCGCGGACCCCCCGCCCGGCCCCCCCCCCACCCCCUCCUCGGUCCUCGAC
Molecule: messenger RNA, 768 nt
Organism: Prorocentrum cordatum
Lineage: Eukaryota; Dinophyceae; Prorocentrales; Prorocentraceae
Source: the annotation of a GenBank genome assembly